AGCAGUUGAAUCCGAGUCGUCGUGGAAAACGGUUCUGAGUGUUCCGAGCACAAAAGCCAAACCCCUUUCCGACAACCAAGGAGACAGCGAAGUUUCGCAAACAUCAACAACAACACACCGUGUGGCUUGGUCGUUUAUUAUCAACCCCCAUUCCGGUGAUCGUUCGAGGAAAAAUCUUCCCCCCUUUACUACGCGAAAAUCACCCGCACGCGCGUCUGUGUGUGUGUUGCGUAGCUUUUCCCCGGUCGGUGGCAUUUGUGGUGCGGCGUUUUUUGUAACCCCGUAAAGUGUCUCCCUGUGUGUGUGUUAGUGCAUAUACAGUGAGUGCGAAAAUUGCAUCAGUGUGUGUGUGUGUGUGUGCGUAACGCGUCGCCAGUGCAAAAGUAAGAUCCGUCGUUCGUGGUAAGAGAAAGAGAGAAAGAGAAGAAAAAACAUCGCAAGCGAAGAAACGAACCCAUCGGCAUCGAUACGCAAACACCGCAUCACGGUGCACUGAGCGAGAGAGCCAGAGCGAAAGAACGAGAGCGAACAGUUCUCGUUGCGUGUGCGCGCACCUCCUACCCCGUAUCUGUGUGUUCGCGAGAAGGCGACAGAGAGAGCGCAGCUGAGCGGCCGCAAUAAGGGCAGAGAGCGUGCGAGAGCGAUAACGUGCGCGCGCGCCUGUGUGUGUGUGUGUCCCGCAGUUCGACAGUGAAGCAGCACCGGACCCGUCAGUCCACUCUGAGCAGGCAGCGGAAGCAGCAGCAGCAGCAGCAGCAGUAAAUCGUAAGCCGCAGUAGUUAGCAGUUGUCGCCCGAGAGUGUUCGCAGAGCCCAGCAGAGCGUCACCCGAGAAAGCAGCAGCAGCAGCAGCAGCCAGUGUGCAAAAAGCAGCGAAACCACACACUACCACACCACCACUCCAAGCACCAAACACUCUUAGCAGCAAAAGAUGGCCGAUCAACUUACGGAAGAACAGAUCGCUGAAUUCAAAGAAGCGUUCUCGCUGUUCGACAAGGACGGCGAUGGCACAAUCACCACCAAGGAAUUAGGCACCGUGAUGCGAUCGCUAGGCCAGAACCCCACAGAAGCUGAAUUGCAAGACAUGAUCAACGAAGUCGACGCGGACGGUAACGGCACGAUCGAUUUCCCCGAGUUUCUAACAAUGAUGGCUCGUAAAAUGAAGGACACGGACAGUGAAGAGGAAAUCCGGGAGGCAUUCCGAGUCUUCGACAAGGACGGCAACGGUUUUAUCUCUGCAGCUGAGCUGCGCCACGUCAUGACUAAUCUGGGCGAGAAGCUAACAGACGAGGAGGUCGACGAGAUGAUCCGUGAAGCCGAUAUAGAUGGCGAUGGCCAGGUUAAUUAUGAAGAAUUCGUAACAAUGAUGACAUCGAAGUGAGCUACAGGUCGAUACAUUGCGCCUUUCUAUUUGUUUAUUAAGAAGACUGUAGCCACGCGCAACAACAGCUGCGCAACGCUAUCGAUUUGGAUUUAAAAAAAAAAAGAGCGAAAAGCGGAAGAGGUGGAGAAAUGCAGCGUGGGAUUUAAUGGAGUGGAGGAGACAAGAGCGGAGGAGGAUGAUGAUGAUGAUGAUGAUGAAAAGAAAGGAAGUGGAAAAGAGCUACAUACAACAACAAAAAACGCAACGUAAAAGAGCAAGAAACCAUACAGAAAAGAGUAAAGCUAACGAGAGAUAAACAUUAAAUAAGAAAACUCUUAAGCAUAACACAGCAGUAAGCAGUAUACAACAACAAACAUGAUGGAAACAAAUU
Messenger RNA from Anopheles arabiensis, 1753 nucleotides. RefSeq names its product calmodulin. The record is from RefSeq and is a predicted model, not a curated record. The transcript has 5 exons. Lineage: Eukaryota; Metazoa; Arthropoda; Insecta; Diptera; Culicidae. Bases 931 to 1380 code for a protein of 149 amino acids. Gene Ontology annotation, molecular function: enzyme regulator activity; calcium ion binding.